AGUGCGCUGUUUGUGCGGAAAGACGCGCCCCCUGUGCGUAAAAAGGCAGGACAGACAGGACGCAGCGCGACGCUUCCUCUGCUGCUUACCUGAAACAGCGCAGUUUACAGACAGGCGGGCAGGUACACAGAGGAGCGGAGCCGGAAGAACGAGCAGGUCGACUUUUCCUCAUAGUAUUUUUUCCCCCAUUCCACUCCAGGCUUUUCUUAGAUAAUUCUGCCCCCUGCUUCUCCUUUUUAAAAGCGAUUUAUUAUUUAUUUUGUAUUAAGUGACGCGGCCCCGGGCGAAACAUGACAGAGCACAGAAAGAAGCUGAUUCUUAUCGUAGUGGAUAUUCUUUGUGUCUUUGUUGCGGCCCUGCCCUCAGCCAUCCUGACGCUGAUGUUUAAACCGUACCAAAGAGGAAUCUACUGUGAUGAUCAGAGCAUCAGCUAUCCCUACAGGAGAGACACCAUCUCCCAUGGAGCCAUGGCUGCCGUCACCAUCACCUGCUCCAUUGUCAUUAUCACCACGGGAGAGGCCUACCUUGUGCACACAAAUCGCCUGCACUCCAACUCCCAGUUCAACAAUUACUUGUCAGCUCUUUAUAAGGUGGUGGGAACCUUCCUGUUUGGAGGAGCUGUCAGCCAAUCACUGACUGACCUGGCCAAGUUCACCAUAGGUCGUCCUCGUCCAAACUUCUUGGCCGUGUGCGCUCCGGUCAGCUGUAACGGAUACAUGCUGCAGAUCAACUGCACCGGCUACCAUCGCAAUGUGACUGAAUCCAGGUUGUCGUUUUACUCCGGCCACUCGUCCUUUGGGAUGUACUGCAUGCUCUUUCUGUCGCUCUACGUCCAGGCCCGAAUGCAGGGGAAGUGGACGCGCCUGGUUCGACCGACCAUCCAGUUCUUCCUGGUGGCGUUUUCUCUGUAUGUAGGAUACACCCGUGUGUCUGACUACAAACAUCACUGGAGUGACGUGCUGGUGGGGCUGCUGCAGGGAGCUCUUAUCGCUGUGCUCACUGUCCGAUACGUGUCCGACUUCUUCAAGCAGCGCCCCCCUCGCUGCACACACACAGACGCGGCAGAGAUCGAACACCUUGAACGCAAACCAAGCCCACAGCCUCCUGACUCGCAGCACGGAAACCACUACAACUACUCUGGACCUGUAUGAGCUCUUUCCAGCAGCUACUCUUACUAACCUGGGCCUACAAGCUCACUAACAGCAGCUCCAUUACCAAAGGACAUGUGACUUAUACAGAAAAAAAAAAAAACACAAUGAAUGCAGUAACCACUACCUAAUAAUCCAGACUAGACCUGCUACACUCUGCAACGACUUCCCUGUUGGAACAGAAGCUCAACCGUCUGUGUCUUUUUAGUUAGGGUGUGUGUGCUGCGAAAAUAUGUGCGAUUGUGUUUUUUGUGUACACGUGUAGCGUGUUGUUUUGUUCGAAAGUGUGCAAUGAUAUUGAUUUUAUGAUCGUUUGUCUUAAUUUUGUGCUGCGUUGAUAAGAUUUGUGGGAGAGAAUUUAGGCUGUGAGUAACACCGAAAAGUGAAGCAAAAACUGGCUGGUGUUUUUGAAAUUUACAGAUGUCUUCAGCAAAGGUUUUUCUGUCUCAUGGACAGACAAAACCUUGGAGGAUGAAUGUUUUUCUACUUUGUUGCUUACUUACUGCAAUCAGAGAACACAUAUUUUACACUGGAGCAAGACUAUAUCUGCCUGUCCCUGCCACUUUUGUAAUUUUUCUCUGCAGACAUCUAUAUUGAACUGUCUUUAGAAGAUAUACAUGUGUAAUGAUGGACUAUAUACAUGAUUUUGUAUAGUGCUAACAUUUUUAUUUUGUUUAUUACUACUGUAUCUAAUAAAUUGUGUAGCUUUUUAA
Molecule: messenger RNA, 1861 nt
Organism: Perca flavescens (yellow perch)
Lineage: Eukaryota; Metazoa; Chordata; Actinopteri; Perciformes; Percidae
Gene: plpp2a
Product: phospholipid phosphatase 2a
Exons: 6
Coding region: 291-1151 (286 amino acids)
Biological process (GO): phospholipid metabolic process; phospholipid dephosphorylation; signal transduction
Cellular component (GO): plasma membrane
Molecular function (GO): phosphatidate phosphatase activity
Source: RefSeq, a predicted model, not a curated record